CGGGGUCGGCUUUCCGGAAUCUGAGUCCCGGCGUGCACUUGUGGAGGACUUCAGGUACCGGCGUGCUCCACGUCCCGCUGUCCGCCGACUCACGUCCUGGGCACCGCCUCUGAGAAGGGCGGGCGAGGAGGCCUCCGAGGCGGAGCGGAUGGCUGCGCUGAGGGCGGGGCGGGGUGCAGGCUGGAGCCUCUGGGGAUUGAGGGCUCUGGGGGGCAUUCGCUGGGGCAAGGGACCCCUGUUGACCUCUGACCUGCGGGCCCUGCUGACGUCAGGAACCCCUGACCCCCGGGCCCGGGUGACUUAUGGGACCCCCAGUCUUCGGACCCGGUUGGCCGUGGGGGUUUCUGAAACCCGGGCGUGUCUGACGUCUGUGUCCUCGGAUCCCCAGCCGCGACUGACUGCAGGGACCCCGGAUUCCAGGCCCCGGGAAGCCUCAGGGUCUCGUGGAACCCGUGCACGCGCGUGGCUGGCGGUGGCGCUGGGCGCUGGCGGGGCGCUGCUGGUGGUGUUGUGGGGCAGGGGUCGGGAUCUCCCUGCUGUCUUCGCCUCCGUCCCUGCUCCGCCGCCCACCUCUCCCCGGAGCCAGUACAACUUCAUCGCUGACGUGGUAGAGAAGACGGCACCUGCUGUGGUCUAUAUCGAGAUCUUGGACCGGCACCCUUUCUCAGGCCGGGAAGUCCCUAUCUCAAACGGCUCAGGCUUCGUGGUGGCGUCCGAUGGGCUCAUCGUUACAAAUGCCCACGUGGUGGCCGAUCGCCGUCGAGUCCGGGUGAGGCUGCCCAGCGGUGACACUUAUGAAGCCAUGGUCACAGCUGUGGAUCCUGUGGCUGACAUCGCCACGCUGAGGAUACCGACCAAGGAGCCUCUCCCUACGCUGCCUCUGGGACGCUCAGCAGAUGUCCGGCAAGGGGAGUUUGUUGUUGCCAUGGGGAGUCCCUUUGCGUUGCAGAACACCAUCACAUCUGGUAUUGUCAGCUCUGCUCAGCGCCCAGCCAGAGACCUGGGACUGCCUCAAACCAACGUGGAGUACAUUCAGACAGAUGCAGCUAUAGAUUUCGGAAACUCUGGAGGCCCCCUGGUUAACCUGGAUGGGGAGGUGAUCGGCGUGAACACCAUGAAGGUCACAGCCGGAAUCUCCUUCGCCAUCCCUUCUGAUCGGCUGCGGGAGUUUCUGCUUCGUGGAGAAAAGAAGAAUUCCUGGUUUGGAGUCAGUGGGAGCCAGCGCCGCUACAUUGGGGUGAUGAUGCUGACCCUGACUCCCAGCAUCCUUGCUGAGCUGCAGCUCCGAGAGCCAAGCUUCCCUGAUGUACAGCAUGGUGUGCUCAUCCAUAAAGUCAUCCUGGGCUCCCCUGCACACCGGGCAGGUCUGCGGCCUGGUGAUGUGAUCCUGGCCAUUGGAGAGCAGCUGGUACAAAAUGCGGAAGAUGUUUAUGAAGCUGUUCGAACCCAGUCCCAGCUGGCAGUACGGAUCCGGCGGGGACCGGAGACACUGACAUUAUACGUGACCCCUGAGGUGACAGAGUGAAUGGAUCAGCAAGAGUCUGAGGUCUUGUUUCCCAGACUAGGCUGUGAGGAUACCUGGGCAGACGAGUACAUGAACCAAUGGGGGGCAGGUCCCUCCAACCACCAGCACCCAUCCCUGGGCUCUGAAGAAUUGCAAGGAGACUUUUUUAUAGAAAAUAAAAUUAUACCUAGCAA
This is a messenger RNA of Ochotona curzoniae (black-lipped pika), 1698 nucleotides long. RefSeq names its product HtrA serine peptidase 2 (gene HTRA2). The transcript has 8 exons. Gene Ontology annotation, biological process: programmed cell death; positive regulation of apoptotic process; proteolysis. Gene Ontology annotation, molecular function: serine-type endopeptidase activity; protein binding. The record is from RefSeq and is a predicted model, not a curated record. Lineage: Eukaryota; Metazoa; Chordata; Mammalia; Lagomorpha; Ochotonidae. Bases 149 to 1525 code for a protein of 458 amino acids. Gene Ontology annotation, cellular component: mitochondrion.